AUGGCUUCCACAUGUAACCUGCAGUACUCCCUUCUCUUUUAUAUAUGUAUGUGUGUUUAUGAAUAUUCUCUAUAUCUCUCAAAGCAUUUCAAGCGGGUGUACAAGCUUGAAGCUCGCAUGGCCAUGGUGGUUACUCAAAAGGGUUUGAACCCAUACGCACCUGUGUUCAUCCCUAUGCUGACAACCUCUUCUCCCGAUCAUCACUCCUAUUCCUAUCCGCCAACUCCACAAACAUUCUUCUGCUACUACACUCCUUAUCUUCGAACCUUCUACACUAACUUCUGCUUCCCAACUACCCAUCCCUCUCUCUUCCUUGCACCGCCACAGAAAGACCUAGUGUCAGUUAUUGAACCGACAAUCUCUUUUGUCGCUGAGCCUACGGAGCAAGCUCAUGCCGCGCCUGCGAACUACCCCGAGGUGGAGAAAAAAGUGGUGGCUAAAAGAACGAGUCCGAAGAGGUAUAGGAAUCUGUCCUACGGCGGGCGAGGUGGUACUUGGUGGGAAAAGUGCGGUGAGGGUGAGAAUUUUUGUCGUAAAAGUGUGGAGAGUUUGAAAAAGUUUGCUUCAAAGGUUGAGCCUUUGAACAAGUUUGCGCGAGGCCGUUUUCGUGCCGAGGCUAAGAAGAAAAACUAUUCUUCUGUGCUACCUGUGGAGUAUGGUGUAAGAAAGACGACUAUUAUGAUCAGAAAUAUACCAAGCAAAUACACCCGUAACAUGUUGGUGGAGUUCCUGGACGAACAUUGCAUGUUGGAGAAUAAAAGGGUGAAGGAUGACAACUCGGAAGAACACAACUUUGUCUCUGCGUUUGAUUUCGUCUAUUUGCCUAUAGACUUCCGCACUGGCUGUAACAAAGGCUACGCAUUCGUUAACUUCACCGACCCACGGGCAGUGUGGAAGUUUUACCUCGCCGCUGACAGGCAGACAUGGGGACUUUUCCAUUCCAACAAGAUACGGGAGAUAGCCUAUGCUAGACUCCAGGGCGAGGAAUUGUUAAGGCACUUCGAGAGCAUGGGGUUUCCGUGUGAAUCGAAUCAAGUUUUACCCGUCUGCUUUAGCCCGCCCCGUGAUGGUUCGAGGGAGUUGGUGAAGGAAAGGAUUGUAGGAAGAUGUACCGGCAGCAUCAAGCCGCGGGCUCUCGCCAUCCAAAUCUAGCUGUGUUGGAUUUGGUGGCUCUGAUGAUGUGACAAGAAUCGAUCUUGUCUUUGCUACCAGCUCAUCAUCAUACUU
Alnus glutinosa is the source of this 1227-nucleotide messenger RNA. RefSeq names its product protein terminal ear1 homolog. The transcript has 4 exons. Lineage: Eukaryota; Viridiplantae; Streptophyta; Magnoliopsida; Fagales; Betulaceae. Gene Ontology annotation, molecular function: nucleic acid binding. The record is from RefSeq and is a predicted model, not a curated record. Bases 1 to 1152 code for a protein of 383 amino acids.